AGAGUCCCAAAGAGAGAAACCGCCGCUCCUCCAAUCUGCUGAAGUGGAGAGAUUUGUGUGUGUUGGCUUUGGGGGGAGGAAAGCACCAAAAAGGACGAGGAGGAGCUGGGACUGUGCUCAUGUGACCGGUGGCGGCUCAGGCUGCGGGGGCUGCCCAGAAAGCGCCGCAGCUGCUUUUCCGUUCCCUGUUCGGGAGAGCCGGCCGGGGAGUAACUCCGCCGGACGAUGCGAAGCGGCUUCUCCCCAAGCAGAUGAUGGCGAUACGAGAACUGAAAGUGUGUCUGCUUGGAGAUACUGGGGUUGGGAAAUCAAGUAUAGUUUGUCGAUUUGUCCAGGAUCAUUUUGAUCACAAUAUUAGCCCUACUAUUGGUGCAUCCUUCAUGACUAAAACUGUUCCUUGUGGGAAUGAGCUUCAUAAAUUUCUGAUCUGGGAUACAGCUGGUCAGGAGCGGUUUCAUUCCUUGGCACCAAUGUACUACCGAGGAUCAGCAGCAGCUGUUAUAGUAUAUGAUAUCACAAAACAGGAUUCAUUUCAUACUUUGAAGAAAUGGGUAAAAGAAUUAAAAGAACAUGGUCCUGAAAACAUUGUCAUGGCCAUCGCUGGAAACAAAUGUGAUCUUUCUGAUCUCAGGGAGGUACCUAUGAAGGAUGCCAAAGAAUAUGCAGAAUCUAUAGGUGCAAUUGUUGUUGAAACCAGUGCAAAGAAUGCUAUUAACAUUGAGGAACUCUUUCAAGGCAUCAGUCGACAAAUUCCACCCUUGGACUCUCAUGAAAAUGGCAACAAUGGAGCAAUCAAACUUGGAAAGCAGACUACACAGACCACUAGACGGUGCUGUUGACCCAAAAUGACCUGUUUUGAUUUACU
This is a messenger RNA of Trachemys scripta elegans, 865 nucleotides long. RefSeq names its product RAB31, member RAS oncogene family (gene RAB31). The transcript is spliced from 7 exons. Gene Ontology annotation, molecular function: GTPase activity; GTP binding. NCBI's taxonomy places the organism in Eukaryota, Metazoa, Chordata, Testudines, Emydidae. Bases 252 to 839 code for a protein of 195 amino acids. The record is from RefSeq and is a predicted model, not a curated record.